UCUUAGGAAAACAUUAGGGUGGCAGCCAUAUUAUCGGUCCAGCAGAGUAUCGGUGUACGCCCAUUUGGCCUGUGUACCAGUUCACACGUACAAUGGAAGAAACUAAAAUAAUUUAUCAUAUAGAUGAUGAGGAAACUCCGUAUUUAGUGAAAAUUCCUAAAGCCCCUGACAAAGUGACGUUAUCAGACUUCAAGAAUGUACUCAACAGACCAAGUUACAAAUUUUUUUUCAAGUCUAUGGACGAUGAUUUUGGGGUAGUUAAAGAAGAAAUAAUAGAUGACGAUGCACCGCUUCCAUGUUUCAAUGGCAGAGUAGUUUCAUGGAUUGUAUCAGCAGAUAGCAGUGUUGUAUCAGAUAAUGUAUCACAGUGUGCCGAAGUUGAGGGCGGCCGGCCGCCUGCAUACCACCAUGGAGAUACAACGAGUCAACUUGAGGACUCGACUUGUACAGAAACUGAGAGCGUCAUCUCCACUCGGAGAGGUGAGCAUGAGCGGCACCACAGAAGCUCGCGACACCAUAAGUAUGAUAAAUACAAUGAUCGACACUUUGUGGAUCAUGGCAGCCAUAUUGGAAAACCUGUUAGCAGUAACACCUCCAAGAUCACGGGGCCAUCCUUUUACACUCAUGCUCCCACCACAAUGCGAAUCAAUGGCCAUGGAAACCGUGUACCUCGUCACCACGGCUAUGAGUCAUCCUCCAUGAUUAGUUCCGAUUUAGAAUCGACUAGCUUUUUUGACUCUGAUGACGAUGCCUCUAGUCGCAUCACUGCCACAACUACUGGAAGCAGCAGCGUAUCAAGACUCCAUGCAAGGCAUCGGCGGAAAAAGCAGCGGCGUCACCGUCUUCAACCUGCCAUGUCUCGCACCUCCUCCAUAUCUUCAAUCACUGACUCUACUAUGUCACUCAACAUCAUUACUGUUACUUUAAAUAUGGAUACUGUAAACUUCUUGGGCAUAUCCAUCGUUGGCCAGUCAAGUAAAGGUGGCGAUGGGGGUAUUUAUGUGGGAUCAAUAAUGAAAGGAGGAGCUGUAGCAUUAGAUGGACGUAUUGAACCUGGAGACAUGAUACUACAAGUUAAUGAUAUAAACUUUGAAAACAUGAGUAAUGACGAGGCAGUUAGAGUGUUACGGGAAGUAGUCCAAAAACCUGGGCCAAUCAAGCUUGUUGUCGCGAAAUGUUGGGAUCCCAAUCCAAAGGGAUAUUUCACCAUACCUCGAACAGAGCCUGUCCGGCCCAUCGACCCCGGUGCGUGGGUUGCACACACUCAAGCAUGCCGAGGAAUUCCAGGAGAGUUUCCCGGUCGCCCGCCAUCAGUCAGCACCCUCACCUCCACCAGCUCCUCCAUCACCUCCAGCAUCCCAGAGUCAGAGAGACCAUAUGAAGAGAUGAAGCUAACGGUAAAUACAUCUAUGGACACUAUAGUACGAACGAUGGCAGCUCCAGACUCUGGUUUAGAGAUUAGAGAUCGUAUGUGGCUCAAGAUUACCAUACCAAAUGCUUUCAUUGGUGCCGAUGUAGUUGAUUGGUUACAUCAAAGAGUAGAUGGGUUUCAAGAUCGGAGGGAAGCACGCAAAUAUGCAGCUCAAAUGCUCAAGGCAGGCUAUAUUAGACAUACGGUUAAUAAAAAGGACUUUUCUGAGCAGUGCUAUUAUGUGUUUGGUGAUCUCUGUGCUAGUUUAGCAGGCUUGAAGUUAGGUGAGGAGGAUACCUUGAGUGAGGCAGAUCGGGAUACGCUAGCCCCAUUACCGCCUCCUUCUGGUACUUCUCCCUGGGGAGGUCCUCAUAUGCCCUAUGCUGGCACAUAUGUCCCGCCUGCUACAGGUUACACACCGAUGCCAUUCAAUUACACCAAUGAAUCCUAUGCAUUUAAUAGAGAUGGCAGUACUAAUAGUGGUUCAGGUAGUAGUGGUGGAACCCAAAAGAAAAUAGAACGAAAGUCUGCCUCUCCAGCCCAAAGUGGAAGUGACAGUGAAGCAAGUCAGCGGAGUGCACGGCGAUUAGGAAGUGGAGGUGGUGGUUCUGGCAGUGGCAGUGUCGGUGGUGGUGGAGGGGGUGGUGGUGGAGGGACAGUUGGCACUGGAGGAGGAUCCAGUGGUUCAGAAAGAUCAACUGCUACCACCUUGUCCCAACCACCGCAACAGCCACUACUCUCGCAUCCCAGUCUUCAGCACCCUACAGGUGUGCCUUCAACAUACCCUUCACAUCCUCCACAUUCCUCCCUACAGAUUCAUCCUCCUCAUUCAAAAGGAUUGCCACCUCUUAUCCCUUCCCACCCUCAUAUUACCCAUCCUCUUCCAGCAGGCAUUCCUCCUCCUCACAGCCACUCUCAUCCUCCACCACCUGCCUAUUCCCUUCCUCCUCAGUCUAGCCAGCCACACCCAGCUCCGCCUUCUCGUCCUGUGGAACAGAUGAGUCCUGACCUGGCUGCCAGUACCAACAGCUUCAACUUGGCCAUGGACAACCCCUGCAACUUUUUUGUUGAUUCUGUUUGAAACUUUGUUUGAGGAGGAUAUUCAAGGUUACCAGUUUAGUGACCGCAGCUAGUCACAUUGAAGGUGGGUAGAGAACCACAGUCCGAGCUUAAACCUCAGUGGAAACUGUGUCAAAUAUCGGUGAAGCUGCUUAAUGUUAUCAGCGCAAAUGAUGUUUCAAUUAACUGCUUGUUGAUUCUUGGAUGGCCUUCCCAAAUCCUUUGAAUCUUUAUAACCAAAGCAUUGUUAUGAAAUUCAGGUAUUGGCAUACAGGAAAGUGAAAUAAAUUUCAAGUUUGAAUUAUAUAUUUUUUAUAUGAAUACUAAUCAUUAAUGAACUGUAGCACAAGUUAAUGUUACUCACAAUAUAAUGUUCUCUAAUGAAUUAAAAGCAAGAUACCCAACAAGUCAAGGUAUUUAUUACAUUAACAAUAGUGGGCAUAUGGGAGGAUGCCAAUUCUUUGAACACAAAUCAGUUCAUGAAUGCAUUAAAGUACAGUUGCUGAGGUGGGUAAUGAUAUCCAAGCUUUGUUGCUUCAUGAAAGAGGUGGUGGUUAUGAAAGAUGACAGUGACACUAAACAUUGAAACUUGUUUCAUCUUCAGAAGUCAUCGAAACCUUGUGGAAAAAUAGACGCUGGGUAGGAAAUGAGGGCACUUGAGCUUGUAUAAGGUUAAUUAGUGAUUUUGUGGACAGUUUUGCCCUUGCUUGGUUAGUGUGUUACACAAGAAAGUGAAGGUAAUGAAGCAAAUUUAUAUAUUUAUCACAAGAAUAUAUUUCUAAGAGAAACAUAUGCAUGGGACCAGGAUGAGAAUUAUGAAGUGUGGUGUUUGUCGCCUGCCCGUUAAGAAAAGAAAUUACAAAUUUGAAGUGACUUCCAGGCAUUGCAUUUUUAGAUACAGUAUUCAUAUGCAAUAAUUUCACACAUGACAAUUUAAGGUAGUGGAGUUUCAAGAUAAUGCAAUUGACUCUGUAACCAGUUUAUGCAACUAUAUAUUACAAUUGUGUUAAUGACUCGUGCAGGAAAUAUACUGUGGGCAGGUCGUAGGCCUUCUAUGCGGUCUUCAAAUGUUAUUGUUUUGUGAUACAGUAAGACUACCCUGGAUUCACCUGGAAAUUACUAUGGGUUUGAAUCAAAUCUACCAAUAAUAUGUGGUAUAAGUAUAGCUUAUUGGUUCACCUUAUAUUUUCAGUCAAAAAGACGAGAAUAAUAAGGGUUGACGAGCUCUGUACAGGUGCAGAAGACUGGAGCCGUACAUAUAUGUGUUAUGCACAGAGGGGCCAUGACUGCACGUCACUGUGCUUCAAUGCAGCUAUCUCAGUAUUUAGGGAAGACUUAAUAUUUUUUUAAACAUUUUAAAUGGAGGUUAUAAGCUUUGAGUUAUAAUCAAAUAUAUUUAGUAACAUUAUUUAUAUGCAAAAACUCAUGUGUUUGUGGUGUGAGCAGGUAGAUUCGAUAAACAUUAAAUUUCUUGGAUCUUAAUGGCAGAUUAUUAAGGCUGUUUUAUGAAAAUAUCCUCAGAAUUUUAUAACCAGUGUUUUUUUUGUCUUUUGUGUGUAUUUCCAGUGUUACUGUGCCACGGGAUCUAUAUUGGUAUUUUAGUAAUGAAAGAAUAAUGGUAAAAAAAAAAAGACGAUAUGGGAAGACAAGGAAGAAUGGUGGUUUUUAUUUAAUGUUCAUGUAAAAUUCUGUUAGACAUUAGUUAAUUUAUGUAAUUUGCAAAUAGUGAAACUACAAAAUAAUGUCUUUGAAUAUAUUUCCACAGUUAUGUUUGUAAAUGUGUUGUUAAAGAUUAGUGAAUAAAUAAAUGCCAUAUUUACAUAAAAUUCUACCCAUGAGAAAAAUUUUAGAUAUCUAAGCUGCAUUUGUCAAAUUAUCACAUUUUAUGGCUUGGUUUAAAUUUUCUUGAAAGUAUGUCUUGAGAAGCAGGUUUAGUUUGGGCAUAUGUAACAUUAGUCAUACUGUUGAGUGGUCACUAUUGUGAUCCAACUGAAACCAACUUUUCUCUUUGAAGAGAAUACCAACCUGUGAUAGUAGCAGAUAACAUUACAAUGGGCUGCUUUGGCAGAUAGUCAUUUAAGACCAGAUGCAGUGUAGAUUUUAGCAACAAUGCUAUAUAUUUGGCUCGGUCUUCACUGGGGAAAUGUGUAAUAAACAAGCCAUUACAAUCAUGAAUUGCUGCUGCUCACAAAUGCAAGUGGUUAGCGAGUUCCUAAUUUAUUUUAUUUUAUUUUAUGGAAUUGUGGCAGAGAUCUCCACCCAGCAGCAUACAGAUGUAGCACAAACUUGCAAGAUGCUGUAUGUGGCUGUGUACUGUAUAAUUUUUAUCUGAAUGGAAAUAAUGUACAGCAUAACAUUUAUUGACUAGCAAAUCUGAAUUUUUCUAAAUGAGUUUAUACAUUUUUUUUUGCAGUAUUACUUGCCAUUUCAUGUUGAGGGGCUGGAAGUCACCAUAUCGUGCUGUACAUAUUGACUCUAGUUUUACAGAGUACCAUCGUGUCUUCACAUACAGCCUGUGAUGUAACUGUUCAAAUAAUUUUCAAGUUUGUCGUCAUUUGAACGUUUUAUCUCUGCCAUUUAAUUGUGAUUUUUGUCUUGUUCCUUUAUAUUUUUUAAUCUGUAUUUAUGUAUAUAGACAAGAGUGUGGGAGAAUUCUCUCCUUAUUAUGAAAUGGCUUCUGCAUAUCUGUUACUGUAAUGUAAUGCUCGACAAGUAUAGAAUUUACAUAAAUACAUGUAUACAAUCUUGGAUGAAAUAUCCUCUGUGGUGGAUGUUUUUACAGAAGAAAAUGUGACCUAGAUACCAUAAAAUGUAAGGGCUUUGCUGUGGUUGCAGUGAAUGAAACUAAGGUCAAUAUUCAAGUGGUACCAAUAUGUUUUUUAUUGCAUACUCCUGCUUCAGGGAUACUCAUUAAUGCUCUUUUAAGUACGUGCUGCAUAAUUCAUAAUGGGAGAACACGAAUCUACAUAUAGAUUUUGAAAAGUUGCUUUGUUGGUUCAGGUAUAUUAUGUAUUUUUCAUGCAAGGAUCAACAUAAUUGUGUUCAGUGAGUGGUGAACUAAAUAAGUCUCCUUACUUCUGUUGUGCUUCAUUGAUGAUAGAUUUGUACUCAGUGGGAUCCAUUCUGGUUCUUAUAAUUGUAAGUCAUAAAGAUCAAAUAUACUACUUGAACAUG
Molecule: messenger RNA, 5644 nt
Organism: Procambarus clarkii (red swamp crayfish)
Lineage: Eukaryota; Metazoa; Arthropoda; Malacostraca; Decapoda; Cambaridae
Gene: dsh
Product: Segment polarity protein dishevelled
Biological process (GO): intracellular signal transduction; Wnt signaling pathway
Molecular function (GO): frizzled binding
Source: RefSeq, a predicted model, not a curated record